Messenger RNA from Calliphora vicina (urban bluebottle blowfly), 1049 nucleotides. RefSeq lists its product as uncharacterized. Gene Ontology annotation, molecular function: carbohydrate binding. The transcript has 3 exons. The coding region runs from base 67 to 1032 and encodes 321 amino acids. The record is from RefSeq and is a predicted model, not a curated record. NCBI's taxonomy places the organism in Eukaryota, Metazoa, Arthropoda, Insecta, Diptera, Calliphoridae.
AAAUUAAUUCAGUCGUGUGUUAAACAUAAAUAAAUGCGGUUCUUUAAAAUUGUGACGUGACAAAUAAUGUCAGCUUUAUUUCAAACGACUUUAGUGCAACAUUUAGAAUUUGGUCAGAAUUUGGUGAUAAAAGCACAGGCCGAGCCCGAUGCAACAUGGUUCAACUUCAGUUUAACAACUGCAAAGAUGGGAAAUACUCCGUAUGUCGAUAUAGGUCUUCACAUGUUAGUAUCUGUUAACGAGGGUGUCAUCGUGUUCAAACAAUGCCUAAAGGACAAUUGGAAAUAUUUGAAAUUAAUAGAAUUUGAUACCGCACAGUUUCUUGGUGUCUUCAGCAUCAAUAUAAUACUGGAUGAGCAAAAUUAUCACAUUGGCAUCAAUAAUGAACCCUGCAUUUACAUCAAAUACGGCAUACCACCGAAACGUUUAAAUAACUUGAGAAUCAAUGGCCACCUGCAGAAAAUCAAACAAGUAGAUCAUCGUAAACAUUUUCCCUAUCUCUGGCCACCGAUCCAGCUACCCGAGAAUUUCGUAGAUUUUAGUAAUGAACAACCCAUUCCAUUUGUCUGCAAUCAGGUGAUGGUGUUGAAAGUGAAGUUGUCGGGCAACAGUAAAGGACGUUUUAUAAUACAAUUUCGUAAUGUCUGGGAGAUUGUGCGAGAGGAGUUGCACAUGAGUAUACGCUUUGAAACGAAAAAGAUUGUGUGUAAUUCAAAAUUGCCUAAAGGAAAUGGAGAUGAUUUGGAAUACGGCAAAGAGGAAUAUGUUAAAGAUUUCCCUUUUGAUGAUUUCUCCAAAACCUUUAAGCUUGCUAUUGCUUUUACUGAGAGUUCAUUUAAGAUUGCCAAAAAUGGUGCACUUAUCUGUGAUUAUGCCUACAGAACUCCAGGUGUUUUAAAGGAUCUGAUGGGGGUGAAAAUGUUUGGUUCCGGUGGCCUUAAUGUACGAGUUUGUAGUAUUGAUCACGUUCUUUUAAAUGAAAUCCAGUGUAAAGAUUUUGCUACUUAUUCGAUAAUGAAAUAUACUAGAUAACGAAUUUUAUAAUUUUA